Messenger RNA from Uloborus diversus, 5104 nucleotides. RefSeq names its product RUN domain-containing protein 1-like. The transcript is spliced from 17 exons. Bases 166 to 1854 code for a protein of 562 amino acids. The record is from RefSeq and is a predicted model, not a curated record. Lineage: Eukaryota; Metazoa; Arthropoda; Arachnida; Araneae; Uloboridae.
UUGUAAGAUCCAUUAUUUCAAGCUGUGGUUAUUCAAAAUAUAUAAUUAUCCGCCACUCCAAUGACCUAUUUCGAAAUAUUUCAUAGUAAUUUAUGUAAAGGUAAAUGCGAAUAAACUAUGGAGUGCCAAACGUAUGUCGAUCUCUAAAAAUAUAAUUGUAUUGAAAUGGAUGAAAACUCAACCAAGACCGAUCUAUCAUGCAGCGACUGUGAGCAUUUCAACCCUCAUGAUGAAAUGCCUUCUUCAGAAGAAAGUUUGAAUUAUCCUCUAUGUAAAGAGUAUGAAGAAAAUGUUUUGAGUGAAGCAGAGAGAUUGAGAAGAUUAGAAGAAGAGCAAGAACAGUUAAACUCCUCACUCAUUGCCUUAACGACUCAUUUUGCUCAAGUGCAGCUGCGACUGAAACAAAUUGUGGAUGCCUCUCAAGAAGAGAAAGAGAAUUUACUAAAAGAAUUGGAAGAAUUUGCUUUUCGAGGAAUACCAGACAUCAGGGAAUAUGAAAAUGGAUUGGAUCUUACACAAAUUAUUAAUGAACAAACUCAAGAAGUUAAAUUAGAACAGCAAAGAACAAGACAAAAGGAACUAAUAAACAAGUUGAAAGAACAGCUUGAAGACUUGGAGCACUAUGCCUAUGAAACUGGUGAAGCUGGUAUGCCACAAAGCAUGUUGCUUGAGCGUCAGUCAGUCAUCAUUGAGCAGUUGAAAGGAAAGUUACUGCUAAAUCUGGAUGAAUUAGAAAAACUGAGUCCAGAUGAAUUGCGUUCCCAUGUAGAUUCUGCAAUUAAAGAGCUUGUGAAUCCAGCAAAGAUGAAAGAACAAUUGGUUUGCCAACUUAAAACCCAAAUUUCUGAUCUUGAAAGAUUCAUUGAAUUUUUGCAAGGUGAAGCUGUAUCUAAUGGUAAACCUAGAUGUACUUGUAACUGUCCAGUUCAUAGAAAAAAUCAUAAAUGUCAUUCAGACUCGGAUGCACAAAGUGAUAAUUAUUCAGCAGGAAAUAACUCGAUGAAAAAUACAAAAGAUAGUGGCACAGCUUAUCAUAUUAUGCAGAGAGUUCUUACUUUGUUGCAAGUUUUCACUUUUGCUCAAUUUGGAUGUGGUAGACACAAUUUCCAGAAAAAUAAUUUGAAGAGAUCAAAAGUAAAUCAUUAUGGUGAUUUACGAGCUCGACUGGAAAUUGCUAUAAAUGAAGUAGAAAAAUGUGCUUCUGAGCAAGAAACACCAUGUGAAGAUAGUGAUUAUACAAGUGAUUCUGAAGAUACUCCUAUUGUUCAGUGCAAUGAGAAAUUAACUACAGCUGUACGUAAAGACCUGUCAUCAGCUAUCAGAGAAUUGAUGCAACAUGGUCUUAUGCCAAUAGGUCAGAGUACUAGCUUAGUUCCUUUUGGGUGUUUUGCUGUUCAUUCAUCAGAAAGUACAAAAAUGAUGCAUGCUUGGGACCUCAUUCUUAAAUACUAUGAACUAAAAAAUGGAUAUCAGUAUAAUGCUUCUCCUGCCAGAAAAUUAUGCCAAAGCUUUAAUCUUGAAAUUGUUGGAGGAUUUGCUACAACUCCCAAGCAGUCCCUUCUCAGUGCCAUUCACAAUAUUAUUAGCACACAUACUCCUCUUAAAAGAUCUGCAGAUUCUCAUUUUAAAGCAUUUAUUUGUGCUGCCUUGAAUGAAAAGAGAUUAGUUACUUGGCUGAAACUAAUUUAUAAAACAAGAGUUCUGUUAGAAAGAUAUUAUCAGCCAUGGAGUUAUGCAUAUAAAACAGGUUUUGAAGAUGUCCUGAAAUCUCUUGACAGAAUUAGCCAUUUAGACUUUGAUCUUCCAGUUGAUUUGGCUGUGCGACAAUUGCAAAGCAUAAAAGAUGCAUUUUAGUUAUUUUCAUUGAGCUUUGAAAAAUUGUAAUACAAUAAUGCCAACUCGUUUCCAUCCAAAAUUAUUUUUCAACUGAUUUAAUCAAAUGAUUUCUGUUAAUGAUAAAAUGAUCUUGGUGAAAUUAAUUAAUGUAUUACAUGUUGAACUGUUGCUCUAGUGAAUUUUUAAAGCUAAACAUAUUCAUCCAUAGGAUCUUGCAAUCAUUUUUUUACAUGAUAUGUUUUCAGUUCAAUAGAUGAAAUGCUUUCUUUUGUUUCUGCAAAUAAAACUACUAAAAAUUCUUCCUAAACUGGACGUUGUAUAAAACUAAAGUGAGAAACACCUUCUGAUUAUAAAAUUCCUUUAGCCCUCCUUAAGGUUGUAACACUGUAAGGUUCUAAGCUGCAAAUAUAUUUAGUUCAGUUCACUCCAUUAAAAAAAGUAUUUUAUAGUGUAAUGUAACUAGUGAAAUUCAACCUUCUUGUUAUCCAGUUAACACUAUAGCUAUUUGAAACACAUGUAAAGCACCAAGAAGCAAAGGGAUGUAAGUGAACCGUUAAUUUCAAAAACCAGUUAAGCAAUAAAAUUUCUAAUCAUAAGAAAACAUUUUUUCCAUCUCAUUAAAUUAUUCAGUCGCAAUUAUAACACUUUUUACUGAAAGAAAUAUAUUUAACUAUGUAUACAUUUUAGUUUGAAAUAUUGUAAUCCUUAUCGAACAUUUUUUGAAUAAGAGUAAAAAUGCUUUUCUGAACUUUUAGAGCUUGUCUCUCAGCUGGUUUUUGAAAUAAAUGGUUCAGGUGAUGAAAAUAAGUUUGAAGUUAAGGAAUGCAGAUAAUGAAAUAAACAUCACUGUGUUUUGCGGUAAUGAGAUAUUAGUUAUAGUUCUGACUAGUGGUGUUAUCCAGCAUGGUAUACCGAUGCGAUUUCUCCAGAUUGUUUGCUGUUGUGAUUCAAUGUGUGGGGUCGGUCUAGAAAUUCUUUUCCAGACCACACUCAUCGUGAGAAAAACAUGUAACGCGGGUGUUUUAUAUCUGUCACCAGUAUGGGAGCUGGAUAAGUAUAAGACCACACGUAAAUACGGUUUUUGCUCCCCUUUUCUGAGAAAUGUUCGAAAUUAGAUCUUCAGAAUAGCUGAAUUCUAUCCGAAGCUGGACAUUUGUUGUGCACAUAAACUUUCUCCGUUUGGUGUGAUAUGAUGUCUGUGACACUAUAGGGAACAUUUUUCAGCCAUCUUGUCAACGCAGUUGAAAACCACAGACAGCAGGAGGAAAAGAUCUUAACGCAUUUUGUCAACAUCGUCUGACUAUUGUAAACAGGGGUGCAUUCCCCACCAAACGAAUCCCCGUAUAUAAGAGAAAGUAAAGAGGUCAAAAAGGGGGAGACACUCGUAGAGCAAAGAUGCUCGUGAGUCGCGGAGUGGCUGACGCAGUUCAAAAUAUCUUUGUAACAUUAAAUAAUCUGUAAUUUGUAAUAUCGCUGUAAAUAUUGAUAUGUUGAUUAAACGUCUCUAAAAGACCAUGCAUUCUCUUGUCGUCUUUACACAAGAGGUGGAAACGGUACAAUGGUUUAGAAAAACUUCUCAAAUGAAAGUUUCUGGGCGAUUUGAAAGAGCUUUACUCAAAAAUUUUCUGUCGCUUGUAUGUCCCUUUGCUUCUUGCUUCCUCAAAUGCUCUUCCACAUAGUUGUGCCACCCACCCUGCUUUUGCAGUAAAAAUAAUCAUAAAUCUUUACACUAAGAUUUUUUUGUUGGUGUAGGGAAAGGGGUUUUUUUUUUCUUCUACUUCCAUUACCAGUAAAAUUCUGUAUAAUAACUUUUCCUUACCAUUAUUUAGCAUUUGUGCAAUUGUGUUAUAUAUUUCUACUGCUCAGAUUUGUUUUUGUUGCUUCAUAAAAAAAUCCUUUAUUUACAAUUUUUGUGUUGAUUAUAAAGCUAUGAAUAUUUUGUAAGGUGGUGAAAUUGUCUAAUGUAUUAGAGUUAGGCUCAUGUAAUUGAGAUUUUGAUUUUUAUGCAAUUGUGAUAUGUAGCUAUUAAGUUUUUCAGCCGUAUCUCAAUAUCCAAUUGACACUAUUUUGGAACCCCAAACUAAGUUUUGUACAAGGGAAUUUUUUCAAUUUACAUGAUAAAACUCUGAAUGUUACAGAAUCAUAAAAUAUGAGCAUGCAUAUGUUACUAAACUAAUAAGAGGAGGCAUAAGACAUAUUAGUAAAAACAUUUUUUUUAACUCUACGGCACUUCCUUGGGUGAUUAAAAGACUUUAAUUAGUACUCUUUUGAUUAAAAAGAGGAAAAAAAAGCAAGCAUAUUGAGUGCCAACAAACUAUGAUUUGAUUCAGAUAGAUAUGCAUGAUUCACAACAAGUAAAUCGCAAACUAGAUUGUAAUGCUGUUUCCAAAUUUGUAAACUUCUCAGGAGAAAUUUGGCGAAUCAGUAAAUAUUUUAUUAAGUUAUAGUGAACUCGUAUCAAGUCUGUUAAUUGUAUUAUGUUUUGAUUUAUAAAUGUUCUUCCACCUUGAUUGUGCCCCAUACCCGCAGUAAAAAUAAUCAUAAUAUUGAGUCAUUAAUUUGACUGAGAAUCUUUUUUUUUUUUUUUGUAAGAAAUUUAGUUUGACUAUUUCAUUUCCCGAUUAAAUUUUAUAUAAAAUUGUUGUUCAUUUACGUUUUUACUCCUAAUGCAUUUUGUUAAUUGUGUUACGCAUUUAUCCUGUUUUCAUAUGUUUUUGUUCUUUCAUAAAUAUUCAUAUAGUUGCAUUUGAUGUAACCCAUUAACUUUGCAUAUGAUGAUAAAACUAUCGAAGUUUUGAAUAUACAUUAGUUCAAUUCAUCUUUCACUUACGUAAAAAGACUUACGGUAUGAUUUCGUAUAUUCGACAGUAACGCGUACCUACUGAGAUUCAAGCUAUUCUCAUGAAUACUGUGUUGUGCUGUUCUAUCUCGUAGUUGUGCCAACCUCCCCCACAAUGAAUUUUCAUUUGUGUUCAUGCAUUUUCUAGUUAAACUUGUUAUUAUUUAACAAUUUUACAUGUAUUAGUUUAAGUUAUGCUAUGCAUUUAUAUUCUUUAUGUAUGUUUCUGUUCUUUCAUAACCAUUCAUGUAUUUGCAUUUUGUGUACAUUGCUUUCAUUGAUUUUAAAGAAUGUAUAAAAAUGUUAAAUUUUAAAUAUUUAAUUCUACUCAAAAUUUUACUAGUCAUGUAAUUUAUAGAAUUGUGAAAGUUAACAAUGAUAAAAGAAUUUGGUCAUUUUUAUGAAGUUUAUUACAAAAGAGGAGUUGAA